This is a messenger RNA of Leishmania braziliensis MHOM/BR/75/M2904, 1101 nucleotides long. RefSeq lists its product as hypothetical. Bases 1 to 1101 code for a protein of 366 amino acids. The transcript has a single exon. Gene Ontology annotation, molecular function: protein binding. The record is from RefSeq and is a predicted model, not a curated record. Lineage: Eukaryota; Euglenozoa; Kinetoplastea; Trypanosomatida; Trypanosomatidae.
AUGAACCUGCUCCACGUCGUGCAGACGUCGUACGAACCGUCUACGUACAUCACGGAAGGCUGUCUGUGCAACGGCAGCUCCUCUUUGGCGCUGUCCCUCUCUACCCAGAACAUCCGCCUCUACGACGCGCAAAUGGCUACACAUUUGGCGGAUAUCAAGGAUCACACGCAGCCGAUCCAAGACCUUGUGACUACUCCUGCUCAACCUAGUAUGCUCUACUCUUGCCAGCGCGACUGCGGGGUUAUGGUGACAGACCUUCGUCAGGUACGAGCCGUGCACUUUUUGUCUGACAUGUGCCGUAGCGGUGCGGUGUGCAGUAGCAUUGGUGUCACUCCAUCCGCGCCGCUGCUCGCCAUCGCGGCAGACCGCGACAUCCACCUGGUCGACACGCGGACCUGGUGCUCCGUGAAGUGCCUAGAGCAGCUGCACGUAGAUGAGGUCUCACGUUUGCGCUUUCUUAACGACAGCAUCCUCUGCUCCGCUGGCGAAGAUCAGAUGAUCAACUUCCUUUCAGUAGAAGAGAGGGUGAUGGACGAUGAUGUGUUGCUGCAGGCAGUGAGCUGUGGCGAGGUGGUCACCAAGAUGAACUGCUUCUCCGAGCUUGGCGUGACGGCGAUAGUGGGAAGCUGCGAGAAUGGCUAUCUCUUUCCGUACGACCUGGAGCAGCGAGAGACGCGUUACAGUCGGCCGAGCUUCGAGACGUACCUUGUCGACUGGUGCCUGGUGUCCGGCCAACUGCAUCUUGUCUCCGGCGUGCGAGACGACAACGGCGACGCCGGACCACUGCAGGUGCUGAACGGGGUGACUGGACAGACGCAGGUCCUGCCCAAGGUGCACAAGGAGCUCAGCCGUGUCGCCAUCGGCCUCGGAGACCGCCUCAUCACCGGCGGUGAGGAUGGCGUGUUGGCGUACUGGAGGCACGGAGACUUGCAGCCGUCCGAGAUCGCCACAGUUGUCUGGCCCAGCGCACGUCACACGGGUGGCGGGAAGGCUGCUGCGAGCAGUCGAGAGCUCGAAGGGCACGUUCGUGGCGGGCACGGUGGCGGUGGCCGUCGAGGCAGUGGAGGCCCUCGCCGAGGUGGCCACGGCCGGCCCUACUGA